CGCAGUGUGUCCGGGGCUGGCGAGGUUUCUAUCAUGGUGGUGCGAGGAACAGAUCUUGUGCAGGAGGCUUGCACAAGGCACAGGACGGCCCCCACUGCCAGUGCAGCCUUGGGCAGGGCGCUACUGGGAACGCUCCUCAUGGGCUGCUUCAGAGCAGAGGGCGAGGCAACGCAGGUGACCUUCAAGGGGGAUGGCCUGCUGGGAGGAAUACAGGUGGUGGCGGACGCGCUGGGCAAUGUGAAGGGGAAAGUAGGGGACCCCUCUGCGGACCCCCCGCUGCGGCCGGACGGCAAACUCGACGUCGGCAGCGCCGUCGGCCGAGGCGUUCUCUCAGUGGUGCGCAGCAACAUCGCGCAGGAGAAGCCGUACACGGGCCUCACAGAGAUCAAGACUGGCGAGGUGGGCGAUGACCUGGCGGCAUACAUGGCGGACAGCGAGCAGGUCAACUGCGCGCUCGCGCUCGGAGUCUCCAUCAAUCGCGACUGCUCCGUGCGCGCAGCCGGCGGCUACUUGAUACAGGUGCUGCCGUUUGCGUCAGAGGAGACACUGGAACUGCUAGAGCGCAACAUCGCCGCCUCUCCGAGUGUGACAGAUCUGCUGCACGAAGGAGCUUCCCCCCGGGACAUCGCCGACCGGCUGUUAUCAGGCCUCGGCGUCUCUGAUGGUGGACCAGCCAUUCAGCCCAGGUACGGCCCGUGCGAGGCCGAGUCACUGAAGGAGCGUAUGAAGCGAGCAGUGGCUCUGUUGGGGCCAAAAGAGGUGCAGGAAAUUCUGGCCACCCAGGGCAAAAUCGAGGUGUCGUGCGAGUUCUGCCGUGAGACGUACCAAUUUGCACAGGACGAGGUCUUGGCCGCCGCGCCAGCGCAACAAUGA
Molecule: messenger RNA, 873 nt
Organism: Coccomyxa subellipsoidea C-169
Lineage: Eukaryota; Viridiplantae; Chlorophyta; Trebouxiophyceae; Coccomyxaceae
Product: heat shock protein 33
Exons: 10
Biological process (GO): protein refolding
Cellular component (GO): cytoplasm
Molecular function (GO): protein folding chaperone
Source: RefSeq, a predicted model, not a curated record